Messenger RNA from Drosophila ananassae, 2492 nucleotides. It is a transcript of the gene ced-6, whose product is annotated as PTB domain-containing adapter protein ced-6. NCBI's taxonomy places the organism in Eukaryota, Metazoa, Arthropoda, Insecta, Diptera, Drosophilidae. The coding region runs from base 551 to 2113 and encodes 520 amino acids. The transcript has 7 exons. The record is from RefSeq and is a predicted model, not a curated record.
CUCUCCGGCUGAGCCGUGUUUUGGUUUCAGUCUCUGGGGGCUCUCUUGAUCGUUCACUAAAGCAGCGGACCGUGAAGGUGCCGAGGAUACUCCAUUCGACCGCAUUGUUUCAUGCUGGUGCUGCUGCUGCUGUUGUUGGAUGUAGCUGCUGGAUGUUUUUUUUAUUUUUAAAUAAAAAUUAAAAUAUUUGCACAAAAUAGUGCCUAAGUGUGUGAGUGAAAAGGAAAGAGCGUGAUAAAAAACCCCCCUUUUCGGCCAUCCCAGCCCCACCUAGCCCCCAGCAUCCGAGCGUUAUUUUUAUUGCUUUGUUCGCCUUGCGUCGCGUGUAACUAAAAAACUAAAAAAAAUAAGAAAAAAGAAAAAAAUCUAAAGAAAAACUAAACUGUGCCGUCGUCGCAUCAAUUGCACUAAUUUCUUCAAUCAGCGGACAAGGCAAGCGUAAAGAAAAGCGAGAUUUCAGGCGGCGAGUGAAACUAGCGAAAAUUGUUUAACUGGCAGCAAACAGCAGCAGUACACCCACUAAAGCUCAAAAACGGCGCCGACAACGACAAUGCCUUAUCAGCCAGCCAAUAACGGCGGAGGGAGUACUGGAGGCAGUAAGACAGCCGCCAAAAUGGCCCAACUAAAGUUCUGGAACAAGCAGAACAACAACAAGCAGCAGCAGGACAAGGACAAGGACUCGGCCGAUGGUGGGGCGAACAAUAGCAACACCAGCGGCAACAGCAACGGCGAUGCCAAGAGCGACACCAAGAACGGCAAGCGCAAUUGGCUCCACACGCCGGAGCAGCUCAUCAACGGCCACGCGGUCUAUCUAGUCAAGUUCUUUGGUAACCUGAGUGUGGACCAGCCCAAGGGCAUUGAGGUGGUCAAGGAGGCCAUUCGAAAGCUGCAGUUUGCCCAGCAAAUGAAGAAGGCGGAGACGGGCACCCAGGAGAAGUUCAAGAAGCUCGAGAUCACCAUCAGCAUCAAGGGCGUGGCCAUUCAGGAGCCUCGCACCCACAAGAUUCUCCACCAGUUUCCGCUGUACAACAUCUCGUAUUGUGCGGACGAGAAGGGUGUAAAGAAGUUCUUCAGUUUCAUAGCCAAGACGGUCAAGACGAAGGACGGUAGUGAUUCCAUAUCAAAUGGUCAUUCGAAUGGAAAUGGAGAUGGUAGUCCCACAACGGAGGAGAGCCACGAGUGCUUCGUUUUUAUUUCCAACAAACUAGCCUCCGACAUAACGCUGACCAUCGGUCAGGCCUUUGACUUGGCCUACAGGAAAUACAUGGAGAGCACUGAGAAGACAAAUCUGAACAAGGCGCAGCAGCAGAUCAGUCUACUACAGCAGACUGUGAAUGCCUACAAGGAGCGAUUGCGCGAAGUAUCCACCAAAUUGCCAAAGUCCGAGCUGGAUGCCCUGCUCAUCAAUCUGGGCAUCAAGGACAUACUGGAAGCGCCCAGAACUGAGCUACCAAAUGGUGUUGAGCCGGCCAGUGAGGCCUUGAGCAAUGGAAAGUUGGAUGAUGACAAGCUGCUUAUUGAUACCAACUCCACUACGGCAUCCACCCACUCCUCGUCGCCCAGUUCCUUCUUGCCAAUAGUCCCGCCGAGGAACAAUCUCUCCAGCCAGAUCAGCAUUGGCAGCAAGAGCAACAGCCAGAAGAUGGACGAACUGCUGCUGAACUCCGAUUCGGAUAGUGAUUUUGAUCCACGGGCCGAUGAGAUUCAGGAUAAUGUUAGCAAUGGCCGGAAUGCGAUCAGUAAUGAUCUGUUUGGCUUCGAGCCGGCCAAGAGUUUUGGCCAGCAGCUAUUCUUCAACAACAACGACAACAAGUUGCAGAACAACAACAACACGAACAACAGCAGCUUACUGAUCAACAGCAACAACAGCAGCAUCAAUAGCAGUGGCUUCUCCAACGAGAUGAACAUAACGCCGCCAUUGUUGGCCCCGCCGCCAAAGAUUGCUGCUCCCAGACGCCUAACCCCGGGCACCACCGGCAAUGGCUUGAAUGGAAACACGGAUCUUUUCGGAUCAGAUCCUUUUGAUAUGAACAAUGGACCCACUAUUUUUAAGCAAAAUCAGCUAAACCUUGAUGACUUCUCCCUGGAGAGUCUGGAUCCUCUGCGCAAGUAGAGGCUAGGAGAGGUGCUACUAACGCCAUUUUCAUAUUUCAACUCGAAUGAAUCUUUCUAAAAUCCCGGAUAAUACCGGUCUCUCUCCGAUUAUCCAUUAAACGUUGUCCUUUAAACGUUUCUCCGCUUCGCAUGUAUUCCAAUCUAAUUGCAAUUUGAUUUAUUUAAUGUGUAUUAUUGUUUAUAUAUUGUAUUGUAUUUAUUAUUGAAUUUCGUCGAUUUUAUAUUGCAUAUUAUAAUGAAAUGAAUCGAUUACUGUAUAGAGCCGAAAAAUGGAGGAGAAUCAAAGCAUAAUGAACAAUAUUUAAUGUUAUCGAUGCAAUAUAGAAGAAUAUUAUUAUUGUGUAUGUAAUAAAUAAAAUGUAGUACCUAAAAGAUAA